GUUAAAAUCUGACCAUGCGUUUUUAGAAAAAUGAAGAAAAUGUAAAAGUUUUACGAAAGGGUGAACUUUAAAAAAAAACCUAAUUAAUAACGGAUUAUGGUAGUAUUUGGGUCAAAAAUAGAUCAAGAAGGAACAACAGAAGUGAUUUUUUUUUUUUUUUUUUUUUUUGAGACUUGAAAGUAACUAGGUAAAGGUAAAGAAGGAAGAAAAUAAAGCACCGCUGAAAUAAUGACUGCAGAUCAGCCUUCGUUAAUCUUUUUCGAUAAGACUAACAUGCAUCAGCCUUUUAUCUGUUUUACAACAGCCUGUGCCUGCGCCUGUGACGAAAGAAAGUAAAGGGUCUGCAUUGUGAGACCAUGAAAAAUGCUACACGGGGAUUUCCCAGUCAUGGCGUCACUGGUUACUACAGCAUGUGCAUGAUCUUGCCAGCCUAACGCCGCCGUGCAGUUCACGUGCACGCCAUUAUUAUUGCACCAUUUCCUCUGAUGAUUCCAACAUCGAGAUUGGACAAUUUUGUAUCGUAGUUUGCUCACAUUCAACUUUCAAGACAACACUUUUGCUUCAGUGAAACAUGAAAAGUUCUUUGCUUAUUUCAGAUCAUUCAAAGAUACCAUGUUCAUAGUAACCUUGACCUAAAGUAAAGCCCAAGGUCAUCAUGCAGAGCAUAUUUUCAUUGAUGUGACCUGAUAUUUUAGUUCGUCAGACGAUAAUUUUGAGGUCAGAAUUCCGGAUUUUGGCAGAUGGCAAUUGGUUUCCAGAGUCGCUAGUUUUAUCCGCGAAAGAAGGAUGUUUGGAAUUCUACAACAGAAGUCUUUGGAAGAAGGAUGAAGACAACAUCGAGGAAGAGUGUCGUUGGUGUGGGCAAGGCGGUUCCCUAUUCUACUGUGACUUUUGCUGCAAGACAUGCAUUCUGCAAGCAGUGCAUCAUGCACACAUUUGGAAUAGACGAAUUGAAACAUUCUCCUUGCAUGGUCUGUUAAAACAGAGCAAAAGUAGAAAGAGAAGGCAAAUGUUUAUGUACACAAGAAUAUAGUGAAUCCACAUGAGAAGGAUAAGAUGCAGGAUGCAGCCAUAGCUGAGGAACUUCAGUUUCUUUUAGGGAACAUCAGCAAUGAAGCUCUCUUUAUGAGGAACUUGGUGCGACUCAAGAAUUCAAUGCCUGACAUGCAGAACCUCCAGAUGCUUCUAAAGCACAUCGGCAAGGUCAAGUCUGAUCUGGGAGAGUUUGAGGCCUGUGUGAAGAAGCAGCUCCACGGCGAUGCCCACAAUAACGAUUUUGUCCUUGAUGGAAUUCCUGAAGGGUCUUCUACAGGAGCCUCUCAGGACGAAGGAGGGGAGAAGGAAGAUAAAGUUGAGAAAAAGAAGGACUUGUCUGCAGUGACAGUCACAAGAAAAAGCAGACAUAGCUCUGCAGCGAGUGAAAGUGAAUCUUCUGAGGAUAGUGAUGAUAAUACCAAGCCCCGAAGAAGAAAUUUAAGCAGGAAAACGGAGAAAUGUGAACCAGAAAAGAUAGACUAUGCCUCUGAAGUAGAAAUGGAACUGUAUGGAACGGCCGAAAAGAGAGAAGAACCAGGAGAGGAAUCAAGUAAUCUUGAAGAAGAAUCUGGUUUUGAUGGAAUUCCUGGAGAUUCUUCUUCCGGAUCCUCUUGGGACGAAGGAGGGGAGGAGGAAGAUAAAGACUCUGCCUCUGAAGAGGAAAUGGAACUGAAGAGGCAUAAGAGCAUUAGAGGCUUGAAGAGAAAAUGUAACCGUGCAAUAGAUAGCGAUGAUGCUUCUGAGAAUGUACCUGAUGCCCAAGACUUGAAUAAUAGUGAGAGGAGACAGAAUGGAACAGGAGGAAGCGGCGGAAGUAGGGAUGAAAAGAAUGGAGGAGGUUAUAAGAAGAGGAAGAAAAGAACAGGCCCAUAUAAGGGCUCCAAGAAAUUACGUCCUUGGGAAAAGAAGAAGGCCCAAAAGAAGACAAAAAGAAGGGACCCAAAUCGGGACCUAUAUAAGAGAGCCAAGAAAAACAAAAAUUCGCGCAAGAAGAGGGCUCAAAAGAAGGCAAAACAAGAUGAAGACUGGACUGAUGGUGAGAGACAGAUUGGAACAGGAGGCGGUGGAAGUGGGGAUGGCAAGAAUCGAGGAGAUGGUAAGAAGAAGAGAGGAAAGGGCCAUGAUGAGGGCACCAAAAUACCACGUCCUUUGUUGUACAUCGAGAUCUCCACAUCCAGCGACGAUGACAAAGAUGAGGACACUUGAAAGGCAAGAAGGCCAAGGCAGCUCCACAGAAAAAGGGCAAAGCCACGAAAAAGAGGAUAGAGAUUGACACUGAUGAUUACUUUACAUCAUUAGAAUCAGACGAUGUCUCAAAUGAAAAGCCGAAGUGAAAACCAGUAACGACAUCUGAGACUGCGUCCUCAAGUGAAGAAUUGUCCGUGGAUGAGGACACCAAGAAAUCAUGUCCUUUGUUGCGCAUCGAGGCCUCCACAUUCAGCGAGGAUGAGGACACUUCAAAGAAAAUGAAAGACAAGAAGCGCAAGGCAGCUCCACAGAAAAAGAGCAAAGCCACAAAACAGUAGAGAAGGAAAAAGAUUGACACUGAUAAUUACUUUACAUCAGGCGCGGAUCCACGGGUGGCCAACGGGCCCGCCCACCCCCCCCCCCCCCCCCCCCCC
Strongylocentrotus purpuratus (purple sea urchin) is the source of this 2657-nucleotide messenger RNA. RefSeq names its product YTH domain-containing protein 1-like. The transcript has 2 exons. The coding region runs from base 1057 to 2241 and encodes 394 amino acids. The record is from RefSeq and is a predicted model, not a curated record. NCBI's taxonomy places the organism in Eukaryota, Metazoa, Echinodermata, Echinoidea, Camarodonta, Strongylocentrotidae.